AUUUGUGGUCCCUCAGAAGUGGCAGCCGCAGAUGUAAACAGUGACUCUCCUGCCAAGUACAGCACGCGACCAUAGUUAACUUUGGUACCCCCGUACUUUUGAUUGACAUUAUAUGAAUUGUACAAGAAUUGGUUCGUAAGUUUUCUUUCUAGCCAACUGUCUACUUUUUUAAGCACCAGCUAAAAAUUCAAGCAAUGUCAGGUUGUGGUGGUGGUGGUGGUGGUCAUGGCCAUGACCACUCAGGUCAUGGCUCUUGUGAAGGCCAUGAUCACACUCCAGCUGAACUGGGCGUGGCCUAUAGCCUGUAUACAAGGAUAGAUAUUGAUAAUGUGGAGUGUCUAAAUGAAGCUGUUGAGGACUCGGGAAAAACAGUGUUCAAACCUUGGGAAGAGAGGCUUGACAGGGAAAAAUUUGUGGAAAGUGAUGCUGACGAGGAGCUGCUCUUCAAUAUUCCGUUUACCGACAACAUCAAGUUGAAGGGAAUUAUUCUUGUAGGUGGGGAAAAUGGACAUCACCCUAAAAAAAUGAGACUAUUCAAGAAUCGUCCUCAUAUGACUUUUGAUGAUGUAAAUUCUGCAGCUGAGCAAGAAUUUGAUUUGCAGCAAGAUCCAACUGGUACAUUGGAGUAUACAACCAAAGUGGUUAAGUUUUCCUCGGUGACUCAUCUGACUAUCCACUUCCCAAGUAAUUUUGGUGAAGAAACAACUAAAGUUUCUUACAUAGGCUUCAGAGGAGAAUACACAAAAGCACAUAGACAUGGUGUUACAAUUUGUAAUUAUGAAUUAUCUCCGCAAAUGAUGGACCAUAAAGAUAAAGCUUUAGAUUCCGUUGGUAAGCCUAUUAUGUGAGGCAGUUUGUGUGAAAUAAUUCACAGACUCAUGCUUGGAGUAGAUUGUGACACUCUUCAAAGGUGACAGAUAAAAUAAUAUAAAAGCUCAAACUAUGUUAUAAAUGGGUCACUGAUAUGCAUUAUCUCAAAUGAGCUAUUGGCCUGACUUUGUAGUGCUUUUUUGGCUUCUGAAUGGCAGAUGACGCAAAAUUAAGAGUGAUGAGUAGGAAUGGUUCAUUACAAGGCAUAUGGAAAGAUAGCUGUAGACUACAAUUUUAUUAGAAUGUGCAAAUCCCAUUUUUGCAAACACUGUAACCAUUCAAAAUUGGUAACUAAGAUAUGUAGUUACCAUAUGUACGCAAGUUCUGUAAUGAACACCUGGCUGUGAUGACUUAAUGUUAAGUGCAACAAACUGAGAUAUUUUAGCAGGGCUAUGCAGGUCUUAUGAUGCUGUAAAGUUUAUGAUUUAAUUUUUUUAGUAUAUGUAAAAGCAAAACUAAUGUGUAAAUUAUAACUGGAGUUACUAGAUUUUAGAUUAUUUAGAACCAUAUAUUACAGUGUUACUCACAGUCCAAGCUAUAUCAAGAUAUCACUGUGUAAUCACUAAGAUUGUGAAUUUAUAUGAUUUGUAAGAGUACAUAUAUAACAGCAAAAUACAUUUCAUAGAUCUGUAUUUAAAUAUAUAAGGUUGAUUUUAUUGCUUCUUCAUGAGACAGUUUGUGUAUGAACUUUGUAAUAUUGCAAUCUGUAGUUGUCUGUGUAGCAUGCAUCUGUUAUCAAUUUUAAGUAAGAAUAAAGGGAAAAGACAUAGCAUAUGUUUAGAGCUUCAAAUGAUUAUCAUUUGUUCCACUGGACUACCUUGGCAAAAUAAAGGUAGAUAAUUUUAC
Molecule: messenger RNA, 1716 nt
Organism: Penaeus vannamei (Pacific white shrimp)
Lineage: Eukaryota; Metazoa; Arthropoda; Malacostraca; Decapoda; Penaeidae
Product: PITH domain-containing protein GA19395
Cellular component (GO): nucleus
Source: RefSeq, a predicted model, not a curated record